AUGGUCCAGAAGGAGGCCUUUCUCAUGAAGCGAUGCCUUGACGACAACAAGAUUAUGGACGCUCUAAAGCACGCAUCCACCUUCCUCACGGAGCUUCGCACUUCCAUGCUCUACCCGAAAAACUAUUACGAGCUCUACAUGACUGUGACAGAUGAGAUGCGCCACCUUGAGCAAUUUCUUCUGGAUGAGUUUAAGCAAGGCCGAAAAGUCAACGAUCUCUAUGAACUGGUCCAGUAUGCUGGUAACAUUCUGCCCCGCCUGUACCUUCUCAUCACCGUUGGCUCCGUCUACGUCAAAUCCAACGAGGUCCCGUCCAAAAAGAUUUUGAACGACCUGGUGGACAUGUGCCGUGGCGUGCAGCACCCCCUUCGUGGCCUGUUCCUUCGUAACUACCUUCUCACCUGCCUCAAGUCGGAGCUGCCCACCAACCUGACCUCGGAGGACGGCAACCUUGCUGACUCGAUCGGCUUUAUCCUCACCAACUUUAGCGAGAUGAACAAGCUGUGGGUGCGCAUGCAGCACCAAGGCCACUCUCGUGAUCGCACAAAGCGCGAGGAGGAACGCAUGCAGCUUCGCCUGCUCGUGGGCACCAACCUCGUGCGCAUCAGCUCGCUGGACAACUUGACGCUGGAUGAUUACGAUGAGCGGAUACUGCCGUACAUUCUGGAGCAAAUCGUCAGCUGCAAAGACGCCAUUGCCCAGGAGUACCUGCUCGAAUGCAUCAUCCAGGUCUUCCCCGACGAAUUUCAUCUGCACACGCUCUCCAGUCUCCUGGAAACCUGCGGCAAAGUGCGACCCCAGGUCAAUCUCAAGACCAUUGUCAUCUCUCUGAUCGAACGUUUGGCCAGCUACGCCCAGGCCGAUCCCACGCGGGUGCCAUCGGAGAUCUCCCUGUUUCACAUCUUCCGCCAGCAGCUGGCCGGUAUCACUGAGGCACGUCCCGAACUGCCAUCUGAAGAUGUGGCCGCCAUGUACUCCUCCCUGGCCAACCUGGCCAUGUCCUGCUACCCCGAACAGCUCGGCUAUGUCGACGAGGUGCUGCAAUCCACAGCUGAUUAUAUCAAGCAGGCCGGCUUGUCCAACAUUGAGGCCGCAUCGGCUGUCAGCAAUGAGCUUGUCAAGCUCAUCAAGCUGCCCGUCAACAAGUACAAGGACAUCAACACCGUGUUGAAGCUUAAACACUUCACUGCAUUUCUGCCCAGCUUUGCGUUUGCGACCCGCAACGAGAUUGCCGUGUCCGUUCUUCGCAAGAUGAGCGAACGAGGGGAUACACUGCAACUUGUGGAGGAAAUUGAACCCAUGCUGGCGCUCUUGCAGCCCUUAACCGAGGAUCAGAAGGACUGCCCUAGUGACUUCUGGGAUGAGGAGGAAUUUGCUUCUGAACAAGGUCUCCUGUGCGCCUUUGUGGCGCAGCUCCGCCCUGAUGCACGGGAUGUGCACUUUCAGAUUCUCUCGGCUUUGCGCAAGGCCUUCUACAAUGGCACGCGUCGCCGUAUGAAGUUCACGCUCCCGGCCCUGGUCUUCCAAUGUAAUCAAUUGGCAAUUGCCUACUACGAGAAUCGCGAGGAGGAUGAGGCUUGGGAGAAGAAAUGUUCCAAGAUCUUCCAAUUCUCCCGCGCCACGGUACUCAAGCUCACGGAGAUUGAUGAGUUCCAGCUGGCAUUGAAGAUGUUCCUGCAGUGCGCCCUGGCUGUCAACCGAACUGAAUUUGAAAAAACGGAGGCACUUGCUUACGAGUUUUGCAGCCAAGCUUUUGUGGUCUAUGAAGAAGACAUCUCCGACUCCAAGGAGCAAGUUGAAUUCAUCACCCAGAUCAUUGGCACGCUGCAGCAAAUGCGUGUGUUUGGGGAAGAGAACUACAACCCCCUCUCCACCAAGUGCGCUGUCGUGUCUGCCAAACUCGUGAAAAAGCCCGAUCAAGUGCGCUGCGUCUGUCUUUGUGCCAACCUCUUCUGGUCUGGCUAUACCACCGACAAAGGUGGCGAGCUGCACGAUGGCAAGCAAGUGUUCCAAUGCUUGCAGAAAGCCGUCAAGGUGGCCAAAUCCUGCAUCGAGUCGGCUGUACAGGUUGCUUUGUACACGGAAAUUUUCAACGUCUAUCUCCUGUACUUUCAGCGAGGCUGCGAGUCUGUCGAGCUGCUUCACCUGGAAAAAAUUGCAUCCAUGAUCCAAGAAAAGUUAGAGGAGGUCGACGACAGCGACGAGUCGCUGCCGGACAUUCGUGCCGCGCUUGAAGCCACUCAGCGCCAUGUGGAAUUGCUGCAAGGCGAUGAUAAGCUUGCCAAACUGAAGGAGUUUGGUGGGCUCAUGGCCAGCAAGGCAUAA
Monosiga brevicollis MX1 is the source of this 2325-nucleotide messenger RNA. RefSeq lists its product as uncharacterized. The transcript is spliced from 14 exons. Lineage: Eukaryota; Choanoflagellata; Craspedida; Salpingoecidae. The coding region runs from base 1 to 2325 and encodes 774 amino acids. The record is from RefSeq and is a predicted model, not a curated record. Gene Ontology annotation, cellular component: retromer complex; late endosome; retromer, cargo-selective complex. Gene Ontology annotation, biological process: retrograde transport, endosome to Golgi; intracellular protein transport.